Morus notabilis is the source of this 1382-nucleotide messenger RNA. Its product is annotated as transcription termination/antitermination protein NusG. The transcript is spliced from 4 exons. Gene Ontology annotation, biological process: DNA-templated transcription elongation; transcription elongation-coupled chromatin remodeling. The record is from RefSeq and is a predicted model, not a curated record. NCBI's taxonomy places the organism in Eukaryota, Viridiplantae, Streptophyta, Magnoliopsida, Rosales, Moraceae. The coding region runs from base 127 to 1134 and encodes 335 amino acids.
AUCUAGCUGUAUGUAAAUUACCCACGUACAAAAUAAAAUAAAAAAGGCGUCGUCUUGCUCGUUCUCUCGGAUCACCAACGACAACAAUUAACAAACACAGCACAGAAAAAUCCUCUGCAAAAAAAGAUGGCACAAGGGCUUCUUCUAUGGAGUCCUUGCCAUUUCCAUUCCCAGUCCCUUCGCUUCCUUCCAUUCACAUCCCACAGAACUCCCAGAAACACUCCGCCACUCUCACUGUCCAUCUCUGCGACUCUUGAAUCCGCAAGCGAUACCGCCCAAGAGCUCAGCGCCAGAGAGAGAAGACGUCUCAGAAACGAGAGGAGAGAGAGCAAAGCCGGCACCAACUGGAGGGAGAAAGUGGAGGAGAGGCUUCUGAAGAAGCCCAAGAAGAGAUACGCCUCUUGGACGGAGGAGCUCAACCUCGAUAAACUCGCCAAUCUGGGCACACAGUGGUGGGUCGUCCGGGUUUCUCGGGUCAGGCAACAGGAGAGUGCUGAACUCAUCGCUCGUUUGCUCGCUAGGAACUUUCCUCUCGUCCCCUUUAAGGUGUAUGUUCCUGCUGUCCAGGUGAAGAGAAGAUUGAAAAAUGGCUCUAUUUCAGUGAAACCAAAGUAUCUAUUUCCAGGGAGUGUCUUCUUAAAUUGUGUAAUGAACAAGGAGAUCCAUGACUUCAUAAGAGAGUGCGAUGGAGUUGGAGGAUUUGUUGGUUCCAAGGUUGGAAAUACAAAAAGACAGAUCAACAAGCCUAGGCCAGUAGACGAGAUUGAUAUGGAAGCAAUUUUCAAACAAGCAAAAGAAGAGCAAAAAAAACAUGAAAAAGAGUUUGAGGAAGAGCAAAAACAAGAAGGGACACUCGUCUCUGGAAAGUCCAAUGUGGAGGAGGCUCAGUUGGAUUCCAAUGGUGCUGCAAAUUCUAGUAUGGAUUCGAAACCAAAACGACGAUCUAUAAAGAAUGGCCCCAAGCUUGCUCCAGGUUCUACUGUCCGAGUUGUAUCUGGGACUUUUUCAGAAUUUGAAGGAAGUCUUAAAAAGGUCAAUCGCAAAUUAGGAAAGGCAACCGUGGGAUUUACAAUAUUUGGGAAAGAGAGCUUAGUAGAUCUAGAUCUCAAUGAAAUUAUUGUGGAGACAAAGUGAUGUAAAUAUGUUUCGUUGAAAUCAUUAUUGAUUGGUAAGCACCCUUGCUUUCAUCUCCUUGCUAGAUAUUUCUUGCUUCUUUUUACAUGGAAAUGUGGCGCUUUACAAGUAUUAGCAUGUUUUCUAAUUAAGUAGAUCAAUACCUCAAUAUUAGUAAGGGACUAAAAGUAUAUUCACUAGUUCCUGAUGUAGGUUCUCAUGUGUAUAAGCGGUUGACAAUACAAGCACUUGUGGAGCAUAAAUAUAAA